AUAUUGAAAAAACCCAAUAAGAUUUUCUGAAAAAGCAAACUAAAGAAGUUUUCGAGAGAGUAAAAGAGGUAAGAGGAGACUUGGAUGAGUUUGGCUUUGACUAGCUCUUCUUCAUUGUCGCAUGUUGAAUCCAAAUAGACCCAUCUCUUUUCUCGCUUCCAUAAUCUCUCUUAAUCCCUGCCGUCGCCACUGGAAGCAAAAAGAUCAGUUCUUGAUAGAUCCAUCUGUGUAUUGAUCCCCUAUUCUCUCCAUUUGCCAUCCAAAGUUGUUUUCAGGGCUUUGUUUAUGGAUUGGAGUUGUUUGUUGUAAUUCCGACGGAGUUCUUCUUCUACUACUAACAAGCAAGAAGCUGAUAUAGUUCAAUAGGGUUAGAUUAAUAAAAUGGGGGGUAUUUGCUCAAGAGCAGUAGCUGUAGAUAAAUCCCCUAGUGAUAUUACUCUUAACAUCAAUGGUGUCAGAGGUCAUGAUCUCAUGGAGCCACCAGCUGAAGAAACAAUGGUGGAGUUUAGAGAAGGUGGUGCCUUCUCAUUUUCGGACCCGUGUGUUCCGAAGCCGAAGAAACCUCAGUUGUCAAGGGUUCAUUCGGAGAGAUCAACUAAAACUAAGCAAACCACCAAGGUUUCAGAAGUGAGUUCUCUUUUGGGAAGGGCUGGCACUGUUGGCUUUGGCAAAGCAGUAGAUGUGUUAGAUACCCUUGGUAGUAGCAUGACUGGGUUAAACAUCAAUAGUAGUUUUGUAUCAGGGACAGCCCUAAAAGGAAACAAAAUAUCCAUUCUGGCUUAUGAGGUUGCCAACACGAUAGUUAAAGGUGCCAAUCUCAUGCAAUCACUUUCUAAAGAAAGCAUGAAACAUUUGAAAGCAGUGGUCAUUCCUUCGGAGGGUGUGCGGCUUUUAAUAUCUAAAGAUAUGGAUGAAUUAUUGAGGAUAGCUGCGAAUGACAAAAGGGAAGAGUUGAAAAUAUUUUCAGGAGAGGUAGUUAGAUUUGGUAAUCGUUGCAAGGAUCCUCAGUGGCAUAACUUAGACCGCUACUUUGCCCGACUAGAAUCAGAAGUUACAUCCCAAAAGCAUCUGAAAGAAGAGGCAACUGAAAUGAUGCAACAAAUGAUGACAUUGGUUAAGAAUACAGCUGACCUGUAUCAUGAAUCACAUGCCCUAGAUAGAUUUGAACAAGAUUAUCGGCGGAAACUUCAAGAAGAAGAGAAUUCAAAUGCAGUACAGAAAGGUGAUAAUCUUCAAAUUCUAAGGCAAGAGUUGAAGAGCCAACGGAAACAUGUAAAGAGCUUAAAGAAAAAAUCACUGUGGUCAAGGAGCUUAGAAGAGGUUAUAGAGAAGCUUGUAGACAUCGUUCACAUUUUACAUUUGGAAAUUCAUGAUGCCUUCGGAACUGCAGAUGGAGAUCGACCUGUGAGAAAAUCCAUCAACAGUCACCAAAGAUUAGGUUCAGCUGGCCUUGCAUUGCACUAUGCAAAUAUUAUUAGUCAAAUUGAUACUCUUGUAUCUCGAUCGAAUUCUGUGCCUUCAAACACGAGGGACUCAUUAUAUCAAGGGCUGCCCCCAAGAGUAAAAUCUGCUUUGCGAUCUAAACUGCAAUCAUUUGAGGUCAAGGAAGAGCUCACAGUCCCUCAAAUCAAAGCUGAAAUGGAGAAAACAUUGAAAUGGCUAGUUCCUAUCGCCAAUAACACGACCAAGGCACAUCACGGCUUUGGCUGGGUUGGAGAAUGGGCUAACACAGGGACUGACUUAAACCGAAGCCCAGGUGGACAAUCCAACUUAAUUCGUAUAGAGACACUAUACCACGCCGACAAGGAUAAAACUGAGAAUUAUAUACUAGACCUAGUAAUUUGGCUUCAUCAUCUCAUUACUCAGUCUAGAUCUGGCAAUGGAAUUAUCAGGUCACCUAUAAAAUCUCCAAUCCGAUCGCCCACAGAAAAAAACACUAACAUCUCUUCAACUGCAAACAAAUCAAGUGCUCAAUUACCGAUGCUUUCUCAAGAAGACCAAGAGAUAUUAAAAUAUGUAGGUAAUUGGAAGAAUACUCCGGGGAUAAGCAAGAGCCAGGAGUUUGCCACGGGCAAUACACGGGCGAGGAAGGAUAUUAAGCUGAGUAAAAGUAGUAGUCAUUCUCCGAUGAGUGAGAGUAUGGCUAAAGAGUUGCCAUUGAUGAGGAGGCCUGCUUUUGUUCCCUUUGAUGAUUUUGAUAUUGAUAGGAUUAAAGAUUUGGAUGUUGUUGACAGAGUGGAGACACUCAGAAACCUUUGAGUUCUAUGUGAAAUUGAUACGGGCACAGAAUGCACGUGCAUUGACUGAGUGAGCGUGAAAGGGAUUUGGGGAGAGUUUUUUUUGGGGGUAACUCAUUGGUGAUAAGGAUGUAAGGAUUGAGUGGUAGGACAAUAGAGAAUUCUUUGCUUCCCCACCUUUUUUUGUUGUUGUAUAUGUACUGAUAUGGGAGAUAAUAGUGGUUUAGAUUGUAUUAUAUGUGGGUAAUUCUUCAUUUGUAUACGUAAGCUCAAUUGAAAUGAGGAUUGGGCAGCAUUGCAGAAUUA
Molecule: messenger RNA, 2543 nt
Organism: Asparagus officinalis (garden asparagus)
Lineage: Eukaryota; Viridiplantae; Streptophyta; Magnoliopsida; Asparagales; Asparagaceae
Exons: 14
Coding region: 382-2259 (625 amino acids)
Biological process (GO): positive regulation of growth
Source: RefSeq, a predicted model, not a curated record